Pelmatolapia mariae (spotted tilapia) is the source of this 4477-nucleotide messenger RNA. Its product is annotated as choline transporter-like protein 1. Lineage: Eukaryota; Metazoa; Chordata; Actinopteri; Cichliformes; Cichlidae. The record is from RefSeq and is a predicted model, not a curated record. Gene Ontology annotation, molecular function: transmembrane transporter activity. The coding region runs from base 203 to 2149 and encodes 648 amino acids. The transcript is spliced from 16 exons. Gene Ontology annotation, biological process: transmembrane transport.
CUGUAAGUGGAAGGGCGUAAGUGGGUGUUAGCCAAAGGAAGGGAAAUUGUGCAAACAAAUUCGUGAAUUUGCUUCAUUGAGGUGGUUAGAGUGAAUUAGUGUUUAAAGAGAAUUGGAGAUGAGCCGAAUGAGCUAAGAAAUUUAAUAACGUUUAGGCACUUAAAAGUUUUUUCUGUUGAAGUUGUGUGAUCGUAGUUCGACGAUGGGGUGUUGCGGGAGCACAGAGAGUAAACGUGAAUGGAAACCGCUGGAGGAGCACAGCUGCACGGAUAUCCCAUGGCUCAUCAUAUUUACACUCUUUUGCAUUGGCAUGGCAUGUAUUUGUGGCUAUCCUAUUGCCACCGGAGGUGCCGCCAGACUUGUUUUUGGAUAUGACAGCUAUGGCAAUACCUGUGGUAAGAAUAACACCAAAAUUGAGGGAGUUCCUCUUAGUGGCCGGGACAUGACGGAAAACAAGUUUGUUUUCUUUCUCGAUCCUUGCAACCUUGACUUAAUAAACAGGAAGAUCAAGUCCAUUGCUUUGUGUGUUUCCAAGUGUCCAUCUACUGAGCUGACGACAUACUCUGAGUUAAAGCAGUUUGCGUUGAAUAAUGGCUCGAAUCUGUGCUCCUAUGAUCUUACUCCUACAAGAUACACAAGCUAUUCAUCAGAAAGAUCAACCAAGUGUCCAAAGCUGCCUGUUCCACCAAGUAAAUCUGUCCUGCUUUUCCGGCGCUGUAUUCCUACGGAUAUCAGCUGCUACACUCAGUUCGCCAAAGCUUUUAUGACAUUUGUCAGCGACAACACUGUGUUGCAGCGUGUCAUCUCUGGGGUGAUGGCCAGCAAAGAGAUCAUCAUAGGACUUUGCAUUCUGGCUUUAGUUCUCUCUUUGAUCAUGAUGGUCGUCAUUCGUUACAUCUCCCAAGUGCUGGUGUGGAUUCUCACAGUUCUGGUGAUCAUCGGCUCCACAGGUGGGACGGGCGUUCUGUGGUGGUUCUACGUAGACCACAGAAAGGCUCUCAACAGUAACGCCACGUCAGUGUUUGGAAAAGAAGUGGCAUCGGAUAAUGUUAAGGCUUUGCUUUUCUAUGCCAUUGGAGCUACUAUUUUCACGGUUGUUCUCCUGCUGGUGAUGUUCUUCAUGAGGAAGCGUGUGGCUCUCACCAUCUCCCUGUUCCAUGUGGCGGGUAAGGUGUUCAUCCAUCUUCCCCUGCUGGUCCUGCAGCCUUUCUGGACUUUCCUUUGCCUCAUACUCUUCUGGAUCUACUGGAUUGGUGUGCUUCUCUUCCUCGGGACAACAGGAACACCAGUAAAAAACAACUCUACAGGUGUGGUUGGGUAUGAAAUGCAAGGGCCUCUUCAGUUCCUGGUGUGGUAUCACGUUGUGGGUCUCAUCUGGAUCAGUGAGUUCAUUCUUGCCUUCCAGCAGAUGACUAUUGCUGGAGCUGUGGUCACCUACUAUUUCACAAGGAACAAGUCCCAGAUGCCAGCAACUCCUAUCAUUUCCUCUAUGGCACGUACUAUCCGCUACCACCUGGGUACUUUGGCCAAAGGCUCCUUCAUCAUCACGCUUGUUAAGAUCCCUCGUCUAAUCUUGACAUACAUCCACAGUCAGCUCAAAGGAAAGGAAAAUGCCUGUGCCCGUUGCAUGGUGAAAGCCUGUGUCUGCUGUCUGUGGUGCCUUGAGAAGUGUUUAGCAUACUUGAAUCAAAACGCUUACACAGCCACAGCCAUCAACAGCACAAGUUUUUGCACCUCAGCUCGUGAAGCUUUCCUUAUCCUGGUGGAGAACGCGCUCAGAGUAGCCGCCAUUAACACUGUCGGCGACUUUGUCCUCUUCUUGGGAAAGAUUCUUAUCGUCUCCUGCACAGCUUUUGCCGGCGUUCUGGCUCUGAACUACCAGAGGGACUACACGGUGUGGGUGCUGCCUCUUCUCAUCGUCUGUGUCUUUGCCUUCCUGGUGGCCCAUUGCUUCCUUUCUGUGUUUGAAAAUGUGGUCGAUGUCCUAUUUCUGUGCUUCGCUGUGGACACAAAGUAUAAUGACGGCAGCCCUGGGCGAGAGUACUUCAUGGACAAGGCGUUAAUGGAAUUUGUUGAAAACAGUAAAAAAAUGGGUUGGAAAAAGCCAGAUGAUGGAGGUGGUCGUGAGAUGAAGCCCAUGGUGAGCUGAAAAAUUGUUUACAAUCCUGGAAAGAAAGAUCCAACACUUUUUUUGCACGUGGGACUUUAGCUUGAUACUGUGUCAAACAUCUAAAACCACAUCUCCAAUUUUUAACUCAGAGGUUGCCAGCGUCACACUGCAGGGACAUCCACUAGAUAGGAUAACAACUGACUUUGUACAGAAGUUUUACAUAGUUUUGCAAAAGAUGUUUCUUAAUGUUUAUUUUUCAAAAAUAUUGUAUGAAAAUGUAAAGUUUGCCUCUAAUGUAACAUGUUUAUUUGGGUUUAUGUUUUUGUUAUUAAUAAUAGGAUGGCUUUUUUCCCUCACAUAUGUGGGUUUCCCUUGUGGAAUUUUAACUAAUAUGAUGGUUUAACGUGUUUGAUAAAAACAGCUACCAUUUGGAUGUUUGAGUGUACCUUUUAAAACUGGUGGCUAACUAUGUUACAAUGCAUAAACUGUUCAUGAUGUUUGUGACUUAUUACAUUUUAAUAAAUAACAAAAUAACACAAUAACAAAAUAACACAACAGAGUUUUAUUUAUCUAUUUUAUGUGUGUAUUUAUUUAUUUGUUUGUUUUUUUGUUGACCACAUCUGUACAACCACAGGACUAAAUCAAAUGUUGAUCAGCUCUUCAGCCACAAUCACUUGCAGGCAGCCUUUGUGAUUGUCAGCUUAAUUAGUCAGUUCAAGUGAAGAGAAGUAACAAAUGAAGAUGAUCAAUUUUAAACUUGUCCUUUAGAGGAAAGCUCAUUUGUUGUGGUUGUAAAUGAGUGUUAUCAAUAGAUGGCAUCAUGGGAAACAUUUAGGAAAUAGCACUUAAAAAUGCUCAUAGAUACCGGGAGCUGUCACAGUAAGUCCAAAUUCUGUACUAUGGAAUAGUUAGCAUCGAUCUGUGUAUAAAAAAUCUUGUCAGACUAUCACAUUCAUGUUCCCAGAUCUUGAACACUCCUGGUGUUUGCUGUUCAUGUACAAGAAUGUUCCAGACAGACAAAAAAGGUGACAAGUUCCUUCAAGUGUUAAAUAAGUGAUCUUAUUUUUAUUAAUCUUAUAUUUGAGCUUUAAAAGAAAACACAAAUUAUACAGUUUUACUCAUUUACCUUCUGUUCUCAACACUUGCAGUUCCAACAAUUAAAGAGUAUUCUAUAAAACAGCAAAACGCUAACAAAGGGGUAUAUCUGGGCCAAACAAUCUAACUUUUAAAGUUUCUAACUUUCAUCACCAGAGGGCAGCAAAUUUCUUAAAAUGAUUGCAUCUCAGUUGUAAAUACAGUGUAAGACGCUACCAUAACUCUCCUAAUAUAGGAAAAUUACACUGCUGAGAAAAAUUCUUGAACUACCCCUUAUUUUUUCAUAUUUUAAAAGGAAAAUGUAAAUUAGGUGCAGCAAUUUAUUGAAACAAAUAUGCAAAUAUACACAGAAAUACAGUAUAUGAGGGAAAAAUGGUUUGUACAGUUCUAAAAAAAAAUUGAACGCCAGUAUUCGUAUGAUUGUUCUUUAACAUAGCCUUUAACUCUCAGGCAAGCUUCUUGUCAUUUCUUCUCAUGUCUUCAGGAAUAGUUCUCCAGGUUUCUUGAUGGAUUCUUCUUAGGAUGUUGGAUGCAUCUUGCUCUGUUCUUUGUCAAAACGAUCUCAUGCUGUCAGGCCAGUCCAUGACAGAUAGUGGUCCACUGUGAGCUUUUCUUCUAUUUUUUUAACAGUGUGUUGGGGAUUGUGGUGUUGAAAAUGAAGCCAUUGCCAAUCCAGAUGGUAUUAAAGUGUGGAUCAAACCCUGACUAUUCUUUUCUGCGUUCAUAAAUCAGUGGAUUUUGACAAAAUAGUAUACACUCACUGUUUCACCUCUGUCAUGACUUUGUCUCUACAUACGGAAUCAAAUCAGUCAUCAAUCAAAUCAAGUUUGGAUUGAUCACUCCAUAAGACUUGUUUAAUUUUGCACACCUGAGCCUUUUCUCCUUGUUUCCCUUCAUAAGAUCAGCUUCUUGACAGCCACCCUUCCACUGAGACCAACCAAGCAGAUGGAUCAACUGAAGGGUCAGAUGCAUCUGACCUGAUACAUCAGGUCCUGUGUCAGGUCUUUGGUGUCAGCCCCCACUUUCUUAAGGACAUGACUUUCAGAUACUGUUCGUCUGCUCUAGGUAUUUGUUUUCAGGCCUGCUGCUUCUUUGGCCUCCACUUGUCCAGUUUCCUAAUUUUUUAUGAUGACACUGCGUACCAUACAGAGAUAUGACAUGUUUUCAUCACUGGUUGAUACCUUGUGUUAGGAGCCUUUUUUUGCUUGAAUGAUUUAUUGGUUAGUGUUAGGUGUCCUCAGAUCCACUUAGAGAAAAAAAAGAUUAAUAUUU